AACCCCUCUCCUUGGUUCAAACAACGGCUACUUGGGACCACCAUUUCCGUGAUAUCUGCUCUGCGGCACCUUUUAUCUUACUGCUUUUUUCCGCUGAAUAAAGGAAAGAAAUAUCUUUUCCGUUCAAAACUUCACAACUUCACGCUACUAGAGAGUAGGCCUAAGGCCAACAGUCUUUGUUGCACAAUGUCGGGAAAGAAGUGGAAUCCUUUGUGAGAUUAGGGUUUCUUUUCUUCUUUCCCUUUUCAUUCUCUCGCCCUUGGACUUUGGAGGACUAGUUUAAGCUUUGGUGGUCAUAAAUAAUGAUGCUCAAGAAGCUCUGCUGCUUUGUGUGGCUUGUUCUCUAUCAUCUUCUUCUACCUGCUUUUGUUUCCUCCAAGGACCAUGGAAAUCCCGCAAAUGAUCUUGUAGAGAUCAUUAAUGAGAAUCGAACAGCCCUGAAACUUCCAAAGCUUAAUGAUAGCCCUGGCCUUGGCUGCAUGGCCCUGCAAUAUGUUGAAUUAUGCAAGGAUAACUGCACUGGUAACAGAGCUGUAAACUGCAAACCGCCUGAAGAUGACUUCACUGAGGUGUUUGCUCCUAAUUGUGGUGUAGAGCUACCCACUUUUGGCACCAUAACUGGUCACAUUGUAGGUUGCGAAUCCAAGUAUCUUCAACCAUCAGAAGCCUUUUCUCAUGUUAUUAUUAAAGACAAUAAAGCUUUAUCCCUUCUGAGAAACAAAUCACAUAAAGAGGUGGGAGUGGGCUUGGUUGGGUUUCACAAGGGUCCUUUCUUUUGGUGUAUUUUAUUUAGUGAUGGGCAGACGAAUUCUACAUUUGUUCUUGAAGAUCGUGGCAAAGGGAUUAAGCAGAAGACAGGGUGCUACAGCGGAAGCACUUUUCCGUGCAGUUGUGGGAAGAAAAUCAGUGUGUUAUUGAACAAUAUUAUGACCUUGGUUUUUCUAUACAUUCUUCUGUUUCAACUUUUGCAUCAAAAUCAGUUUCUGAUGAUCUGAAUUGUUUGCAGACUGUGCUUGGAGUUUUCAUUCCAUAUUGUAAAAGACAUGACUCAGAUUAAGGAAGCGAGCCCGGAUAUACCUAGUCCACGUUUCCUGGAUUUUCUUUAGGAAUUUUUUCUUUUUUGGAUGUUUGUAAACGUGCAUUUGUCUAUUAAGCCGAAAGGACAAUUUCCAUAGGAAGAUGCUAAAUUUGAUACUUCCAGCGGAUAAGAAGACUACCCUGCAUUUCUCUCC
Manihot esculenta (cassava) is the source of this 1232-nucleotide messenger RNA. RefSeq lists its product as uncharacterized. Bases 303 to 995 code for a protein of 230 amino acids. Lineage: Eukaryota; Viridiplantae; Streptophyta; Magnoliopsida; Malpighiales; Euphorbiaceae. The transcript is spliced from 3 exons. The record is from RefSeq and is a predicted model, not a curated record.